Prorocentrum cordatum is the source of this 727-nucleotide messenger RNA. The record is from the annotation of a GenBank genome assembly. Lineage: Eukaryota; Dinophyceae; Prorocentrales; Prorocentraceae.
CGGGCGCAGCCCGUAAUUUGAUUCUCGCGAGGUAGACACUGACAGACUGAACUGAACCACCAGGCCGUUAGAUGGCAGUUUUAUUUCCGCGGGUGAGGAUAUUUCGGGUGGCAGUUUUAAGCCAGCUGGUGAGCAUAUUUCGGUGGCAGUUUUAAGCCAGCGGGUGAGGAUAUUUCGGGUGGCAGUUUUAAGCCACGAUGCACAAGUCCCAGGGCAUGACAAUUCCUUGUGUUGCUGCAAACUUGGGCGACACGGAAAUGCAUCUGGGCGGUACGUUUACCGUCUUGUCUCGGGUGCCUGCCUUGACUGGUCUUGCUUUGGAACGUGGCUUGAAUUUCGACCGGUUGGCCAAGAUCAACCAGAGCCGGUCUUUGUUGGCACGGAAAGAAUACGAAGCUGCGAAAUGGCCACCGCUCGAAGCCAAUGCGCUUCGACAUUUUCAGUCGGUCCUUGCAGAGCUGUUGCUGAAACGGGAGUCUCCCGAAGCAGCUGUGCUGGACACGAUCGGCGGCUUGGCCGAAACAGCAGCUGAGCAAUUGUCACUGCCUGACUUCACUGCGGAACUGUGAGCACUUUCUAGGGUGGAAACGCUGCGCAAUCAUCGUGGCGGCGACGGCCGGUGCCAUUUCUACCAUAAUUUCUACCGGGAGAGUGCGGAAGGGCUCUCGCACGGGGGCGGCUUGUGCAGUUUGAGCAGAGAUGGCACCCACGACGAAGAGGAGGGGGC